AUGUCAUUUCGAGGAAGAGGCGGAGGCCGAGGAGGUGGACGUGGCGGCGGUUUUCGAGGAGGUCGUGGUGGUGGUGAUCGCUCUUUUAAUCAAGGACCACCUGAUGAGGUUGUCGAAGUUGGAGAAUUUACUCACACUUGUGAAGAUGACAUCGUAUGCAAGUGCACAUGUGGCAAGAUCCCCUUUUUCAAUGCCGCUUUAUAUUUCAAAAGCAAAGAACAAGUCGGGAAAAUUGACGAAAUCUUCGGCAGUUUGUUGGAUAAUGGCUUUUCGGUUACUUUGGAUAAAGGUGUAAAAGCAACUUCAUUCAAAGAAGGUCAAAAGCUGUACAUUGAUCCAGCGAAGUUGAUGCCUAUAGAGAGGUUCCUUCCUGGAGCUGCUCGAGGGGGUCGCGGUAGAGGUGGACGUGGUAGAGGCGGCGAUCGAGGUCGAGGUCGUGGUGGAGAUCGUGGAGGUUUUCGAGGCGGACGAGGCUUCAGCAAUGAUAGAGGUGGAAGAGGUAAUCGCGGUGGUGGCGGUUUCGGAGGAGAUCGUGGCGGACGUGGAGGUCGCGGUGGAUUCAGCGGCCGUGGUGGUCGUGAUGGGUUUGGCGAUCGAGGACGUGGAGGAGAUAGAGGUGGUUUCAAACGAUCGUUUGAGGGAAAUGGAACACCUCAAAAUAAAAAAAUAAAGUUCGAAGAUUAG
Haemonchus placei is the source of this 684-nucleotide messenger RNA. NCBI's taxonomy places the organism in Eukaryota, Metazoa, Nematoda, Chromadorea, Rhabditida, Trichostrongylidae. The record is from the annotation of a GenBank genome assembly.